Messenger RNA from Drosophila hydei, 534 nucleotides. RefSeq lists its product as uncharacterized. The transcript has a single exon. Bases 1 to 534 code for a protein of 177 amino acids. The record is from RefSeq and is a predicted model, not a curated record. NCBI's taxonomy places the organism in Eukaryota, Metazoa, Arthropoda, Insecta, Diptera, Drosophilidae.
AUGUCGUUUGAUUUAGCCGACAUCACAAGUUCGCACAAAAGUUAUUGCCACAGAGCACGCAGUGAUCCUCAGCUGAACGGGCUGGAAAGGCGUGCUUCGAGCAUCGAUAAAGUUUUUGACGAAAAGCAACUCUUCAUUGCCAUGCUGAUGCAGUUAGUCUUCGCCCAGCUCGGGUUGAUCUGCUUGGCAGGCUUAGCACCGGCUGAGGCGCAGUAUCACGCCUCACCCAAGCUCGCGGGACCCGCUGCUCUCGCACACGAAUCAGCUGACAGUAUUCUUAACUCACUGGAUGUGGCCAUAGAUAAGCUAACGAAUAUAUAUACUCAAGCUCUGCUUUCCGGCACGCACACGCCCGAGCUGGAGAUCUCGCUGCGCGCGCUGGAGUUGGAGCUGUACGAGCUGCUCGAUCGGCUCUAUAAGCAACAUCGCCUGAAGGACUACAUGAAAUACGAGUCGGAAGUGUCGAAACAAAUGAUCAUUUACAACUUGCUUAAGGAGCUCUUUGGCUAUACGCAGCAUGUGGAGAAAUCAUAG